GGAGAGAUCGACAAAUCAGCCUGGUACCAAGAGGAGACUGGUGUCAGGGGAGGGUGAGACUGACUCUUAAAUGCACUAAAUCCAGAACCAUGGUGAGGGGGGAGGCAGAGGGAGACGCUUGGGCCUGGUACAUUACCGCAUCCAGUUUGCUCAUCCUCCCUGUAGAUCACUAAACCAGAGCAUCCUUCAUUCCCAGAGGGGAUAUUCCAGAUCUAUGCGAGGUGCUCUGAGCUGACAUGGAAAACAACAGGAAUUGAAGCUGAUUCCAGAGAAGUGGUGCCUCUGCCGGGGAUUCUCCACUUAGUCGGAGGGAGGAGCAGGUUAGAAAAUGGAGUUUGUGGCUUAUGCCAAUGUAAGCAGCCUCUUCCUGCUGAUGAUGCUACCCUGGUUCCUGACAAUCGCUGGACAGGUUGCGAUCAAAGUACCCUUGAAGAACUGGCCUGGUCCUAGUGGAGCCCAGGGGAACAGGGUGAAGAGGUCAACUGAGGAUGAGACGGGACACAACACCAACUUCAUGGACAUGAGAGACAAUCUAAGGGGAAAAUCAGGCCAGGGAUAUUAUGUGGAAAUGAAGGUGGGCACUCCCCCCCAGAAGCUCAAUAUUUUAGUGGACACUGGGAGCAGUAACUUUGCAGUAGGUGCUGCCCCUCACCCAUUCCUUAAGAGAUAUUACCACCGUCAGCGCUCCCGAACAUACCGAGAUGUCCGAAGAGGGGUGUAUGUGCCUUACACGCAGGGGAAAUGGGAAGGGGAGUUGGGUACUGAUUUGGUGACCAUACCACAUGGACCCAACGUCACCAUCACAGCAAACAUUGCAGCUAUUACAGACUCUGACAAAUUCUUCAUUAACGGUUCCAACUGGGAAGGGAUUCUGGGCCUGGCAUAUUCUGAGAUUGCACGGCCUGAUGACACAUUGGAGCCAUUCUUUGAUUCAUUGGUGAAACAGACUCGGGUCCCUAACAUUUUCUCCCUGCAGUUGUGUGGAGCAGGGUUUCCUAUUAACGAAAGCAACAUGACGGCAUCUGUGGGAGGCAGCAUGGUGAUUGGAGGGAUUGAUAGCUCUCUUUACACGGGCAAUAUCUGGUACACACCAAUCAGAAAAGAGUGGUACUACGAAGUCAUCAUCGUAAAGAUUGAGAUCAAUGGGCAGGAUCUUGGGAUGGACUGUAAAGAGUAUAAUUAUGAUAAGAGCAUUGUGGACAGCGGUACAACCAACCUGCGCUUGCCGAAGAGAGUGUUUGAUGCAGCGGUGAAGUCAAUCAAAGCUGCGUCCUCGACAGAGAAAUUCCCAGAUGGCUUCUGGCUGGGGGAACAGUUAGUUUGCUGGCAAGAAGGCACCACUCCAUGGCAUAUUUUUCCUUCCAUCUCCUUGUAUCUAAUGGGCGAGUCCAACAACCAAUCUUUCCGGAUCACCAUCCUACCACAGCAAUACUUGCGCCCAGUGGAGGACAUCUCUACAUCACAAGAUGACUGUUACAAAUUUGCUAUAUCCCAGUCCACUACGGGAACAGUUAUGGGAGCUGUUAUCAUGGAGGGCUUCUACGUUGUCUUUGACCGUGCACAUAAACGCAUUGGGUUUGCUGUCAGCACUUGUCAUGUACAAGAUGAUUUUCGUACGGCCUCUGUGGAUGGCCCAUUUUUCAUUUCUGAUCCAGAAGACUGUGGUUAUAACACCCCUCAGCUGGACGAGUCUGCUCUUAUGACUACAGCCUAUGUAAUGGCAGGAGUCUGCGCACUCUUCAUGCUACCCCUCUGCCUCAUGUUGUUCCAGUGGCGUUGUUUCCGUUGUUUGAGGCGAGCGAGAGACGAUUUUGAUGACAUCUCCCUGUUGAAGUGAGAGGUUUUCACUUCCUGACCCCCUAAUUGGCUGCACGGUGGAGAGCGGCCAGAUCUUGUAACCUGUUCCGGGGAUCAGAAGUUACACUGAGCUCCUCCUAAAACUCCUACUCUAACUUAAGGAAACAAGAUCAAAUUUGGAGUGGAAAGUUCAUAAAUUAUUUCUCAGCCUUACAGGAAAACAGACUAAACGUAAAAUGCAAGACUACAUAGAGCUUUUAAAACUUAAAGCCAUACAGAAGAUUAAUAGGGUACAUAUUGUUGGGAGUCACAUUUAAGACAGCUGGUUCUGAAAAGUAUUUAUCAUGAGGUUUUACAUAUGAACUCAUCCAGCAGGAAUGAAACUUGACAGAAAGCAGAUGAAAGUGGAAGAGGUUGCGAUACAGAAGAGACAAUAGGUGGGGUGGGUGGGAUUGGUCAUAUGUCAUCCAUCUUGGUUUAGUCCAGAGUUUCAACAGGUUGGCCCAGAACAUCAGUUAGUGCCUAGAUCAUUCAUCCAACUCUGGCAACAAGGAAAGAGAGGCAUUGAUUUUGUGUGUCCCUUUAAAAAACACAUUUAAACACUGGCACACAAUGCCCCAAAGUGUGGUUUCACGUUAAAAAAGUUAAAUCAGUGCUCUUUGAAAGUUAAAUUACCUCCUGUAGCCAAAUGGGGCUCAACAGAUUGUGAACCUAAAAGCUGCUUAAAAAGAGGGAUAUGCUGAGUACAGAUUGAUGUUCACAGCUAAAAGUACAUUAAAAGGAAUCUAUAAAGA
Messenger RNA from Spea bombifrons (plains spadefoot toad), 2591 nucleotides. RefSeq names its product beta-secretase 1 (gene BACE1). Gene Ontology annotation, molecular function: aspartic-type endopeptidase activity. Bases 329 to 1837 code for a protein of 502 amino acids. Gene Ontology annotation, biological process: amyloid-beta metabolic process; membrane protein ectodomain proteolysis. NCBI's taxonomy places the organism in Eukaryota, Metazoa, Chordata, Amphibia, Anura, Pelobatidae. The record is from RefSeq and is a predicted model, not a curated record. The transcript has 9 exons. Gene Ontology annotation, cellular component: trans-Golgi network; endosome; membrane.